UUUGAAGUAUUAGCAGAACAGAUGAAGAACUUAAGGGUGAAGAUGGAGCUGGUGGAUGGAGUCCUCCUCCCGGACACCACCGUGGAGAUGUGGGACCAGUUCUGGAACUUUCAAGCGCGUGAAGACGAUAUCCUUAUUGCUACAUACCCUAAAGCCGGUACCACAUGGACGCAGGAGAUUGUGGACCUGAUCCUAAUACAGGGCGAUGUGGAGAAGAGCAUGCGGGCACCCUGCUUUCUUAAAGUGCCCUUCCUAGACCUGAACGCGAAACCAUUACCAUCAGGAGUGGAAGCUGCAAAUGCCAUGCCAUCCCCUCGUCUGCUAAAAACACAUAUGCCGAUUAAGCUGCUGCCACCAUCUUUCUUGGAGAAGAACCCCAAGGUCAUAUAUGUGGCCAGGAAUGCCAAGGACUGCAUGGUGUCAUACUACUACUUCCAGAAGAUGAACAAGGGUCUACCAGACCCCGGGACCUGGAAUGAGUACUUCUCAACCAAAAAAACAGAAAAAGUGCCUUGGGGAAGCUGGUUUGACCAUGUCAUCGGCUGGUGGAAUGCAAAAGACAAACACCGGAUUCUCUACGUGUUCUUUGAAGACAUGGUCGAGGAACCAAAAAGAGAGAUAAAGAAGAUCCUCCAAUUCCUGGAGAAAGAUGUAUCCGAGGAGGUCUUUGAGAAGAUCCUUCAUCACACAUCAUUUGAGAUAAUGAAGGAUAAUCCAAUGACCAACUAUUCUGUCCUACCUCCUGAAGUGAUGGACCAGUCUGUCUCCAAAUUCAUGAGGAAAGGCAAAGUCGGGGAUUGGAAAAAUCACUUUUCGGUGUCUCAGAACAUCUUGUUUAAUGAAGAAUAUAAGAAGAAGAUGGAAGAGAGUGGACUGACCUUUCGAGAUGAACUAUGA
Molecule: messenger RNA, 897 nt
Organism: Nanorana parkeri
Lineage: Eukaryota; Metazoa; Chordata; Amphibia; Anura; Dicroglossidae
Product: sulfotransferase 1C1-like
Exons: 7
Coding region: 22-897 (291 amino acids)
Biological process (GO): sulfation
Cellular component (GO): cytoplasm
Molecular function (GO): sulfotransferase activity
Source: RefSeq, a predicted model, not a curated record